AUGAAAUGUAAUCUAAUAUCGUCACGUAUUAGAAAGAAACGUUCAAUUCGGAUUGGAGUUGGUAUUAGCAUCUUUGUUUUAAUCAUCGUUUUCUAUAUUCAUUAUGGACUCAAUUCUAAUCUUGAUCCAUAUGAAACUAUUUUACAUUAUCGUCAUAAUCAGACGGGGCAGAAUCUAACUCGUAUUCUCUGUUUAAUUUUUACAUCAGCAAAUACUCUUCUUACAAGAGCACGAGCUGUUCAUGAAACAUGGGCAUCACGAUGUGACAAAUAUUAUUUUAUUUGUGAGAUAAUACCAAAAAAUCUAACGCAUAAUGAGAUUCAACUUAUUAAAUCUAUGCCAAUAGCAUCAAUUAACAAUACUCUACCUGGGUAUAAUCAUUUAACAUUAAAAUCAAGAUUAAGCUUUCAUUUCGCAUAUGAACAUCAUCAAAAUGAUUUCGAUUGGUUCGUUAAAGCAGACGAUGAUACUUAUUUAAUAGUUGAAAAUUUAAAAUUAUUUUUAAGUAAACAAAACAAAUCCGAACCAAUUACAUUUGGAUAUAAUUUUAAACCAUACGUUCCAAACGGAUACCAUUCAGGUGGAGCUUCAUAUGUGUUGAGUCGUGAAGCAUUGAGACGAUUUUACUUGGCUAAUAAUGAUUCGAAAUCUCAAUGUCAGGAAGAUGGUGGUGGUGAAGAUAUUGAGAUUGCUAAAUGUCUUCGCAGUGUUGGUGUCUUAGCAGGUAAAUCGAUCGAUCAACACAAACGUGAGCGUUUUCAUCCAUUGGAUUUGAAUGAUCACUUCUUUGGCAACUUUCCUGAUUGGCUCGGUGAAUAUGCUGAAAAUCAACCGUUAUCUGGAUUUGACUGUUGCAGUGAAGACACGAUUUCGUUCCAUUAUGUCAGUGCAGAUGAACAAUAUAAGAUGGAUCGCAUACGUUAUGGAGCUCGAUCGUUGAUCGCAUAA
Messenger RNA from Rotaria sordida, 948 nucleotides. Lineage: Eukaryota; Metazoa; Rotifera; Eurotatoria; Philodinida; Philodinidae. The record is from the annotation of a GenBank genome assembly.